Molecule: messenger RNA, 2494 nt
Organism: Monodelphis domestica (gray short-tailed opossum)
Lineage: Eukaryota; Metazoa; Chordata; Mammalia; Didelphimorphia; Didelphidae
Source: RefSeq, a predicted model, not a curated record
GACAAAUGUCAAGAUGACUGGUGAUGGCCCAGGAUGAAGUGAAUAAUACCUGCUUCAGUUGCCUUCAUGACAGUUGGAACCAAUUAUUCUCAUCCAUCCAUUAUACUGGGUGAAGUCUUCGCCUGCUUGGGGUAGAUCUCCCAGGGCUGUCUCAACAGGCCCAUCAUCCUUGUACUGCCUACUUUGUCCUGAAAUAGGAACUCGUGAAAAACUUCUGCACUGGAGUGAACUGAAGAAUUUUUUGGGACCCCAAGCCCCGAUGAAUCCCUUAAGACUCACAUUUUACCCAAAGCAUUGAUGUAGGAGGGAAAAGAAUACAGGAUUUCCCUUCUCUAUAUUCCAGUGGUUGGCACAUGACAACCUUCAUACUUCUACUAGGAAAAAAAAAGAAUUUCAAAAAGACCCAGAAAUGAGACCCAAAGAAACCCCAAGAUCUGUAUUCCCUCUCUUCUCUUCCUUACCAAGUCAGAAUCAUUCUCAAAACUUCCUCUUAACUAGAGGCCGCUGGAAAUAUGGUGAUCAUGGUGGUCCUUUUUGGGGUCUUUGUGCGCUACAAUCCGGAGGCUGAUGCCCACUGGAAUGAGGAGAAGAAGAAACACAACAUUUCUAGCGAUGUAGAGAAUGACUUCUACUACCGGUACCCAAGCUUCCAGGAUGUCCAUGUUAUGAUAUUUGUGGGUUUUGGCUUCCUCAUGACCUUCCUGCAACGCUAUGGUUUUGGCUCUGUUGGUUUCAAUUUCCUUCUUGCGGCUUUUGGAAUCCAGUGGGCACUGCUGAUGCAAGGCUGGUUCCACUCCUUCCAUGAUGGCUAUAUCCUCAUUGGUGUGGAGAACCUCAUCAAUGCAGAUUUCUGUGUAGGCUCUGUCUGUGUGGCCUUUGGAGCCAUCCUUGGCAAGGUUAGCCCUAUCCAGCUGCUCAUCAUGACCCUGUUCCAAGUGACCCUCUUUUCAGUGAAUGAGUACAUCCUCCUCAGCCUUCUCCAGGUAAAGGAUGCUGGUGGCUCUAUGACUAUCCACACAUUUGGGGCCUACUUUGGACUUACAGUGACCUGGAUCCUCUAUCGACCCAACCUGGAGCAGAGCAAGGAGAGGCAGAGCUCUGUGUACCACUCAGACCUCUUUGCCAUGAUUGGUACCUUGUUCUUGUGGAUGUACUGGCCUAGCUUUAAUUCAGCUGUCUCCAACCAUGGAGAUGCCCAGCACCGGGCGGCCAUCAAUACUUACUGCUCUCUGGCUGCCUGUGUGCUCACCAGUGUGGCUCUCUCCAGUGCCCUACAACGGAAGGGCAAGCUUGACAUGGUUCAUAUCCAGAAUGCAACACUUGCUGGUGGUGUGGCUGUGGGGACAGCAGCUGAGAUGAUGCUCAUGCCCUAUGGUUCUCUAAUUGUUGGUUUUAUCUGCGGCAUCAUAUCCACCGUGGGCUUCGUCUACUUAACACCAUUCCUGGAGUCCCGGCUGCGCAUCCAAGACACCUGUGGUAUCAACAAUCUGCAUGGCAUGCCAGGCAUCAUUGGGGGCAUUGUAGGAGCUGUCACUGCCAAUGAAGCGUCUAUAUUUGUAUAUGGACAAGAAGGGCUCAUCAAAGCCUUUGACUUUGAAGGCUCCAAAAGUAAUUGGACCCCUCGAAAGCAGGGCCAGUACCAGGCAGCAGGCAUCUUUGUGUCUCUGGUCAUGGCCUUUGUGGGAGGUGCCAUAGUAGGUGUCAUUUUGAAAUUUCCACUUUGGGGACAAGCUGCAGAUGAAAACUGCUUCGAGGAUGAGGUCUAUUGGGAGGUGCCUGAAGUGGAAAAGAACAACAGCUACCAUCAUGAGGAUACCACCCUCAAGCCUGUGGCAUCCUAACAUUGAGACCAGCUCCCUGUGGAAGAGAAGCAGCUGCAGGCCUCCUUUGGACCAUCUCAGUCUCAGUGGCCUCCGGAUUGAGAGUGUGUUUUCUCUGGGAGCCAGAUUUGAGGCAUUGACCUGCUCCCCACCUCCACUCGCUGGAUUCUCCACCCAUAAACUUCUUUACCUUCUACCUCUUACCUCCAAGCACAGGCUUUGUCCCUCUUUAAAGAAACUCCAAGGCAGGAACUGCCUGGGAGACAUCUGAAUACUGAGGAAGAGGAAAUAGAUAAAGGUCAGAGGAAGGGGGAGGGGUAAUGACCUGAAAUUGGGUUCCAGAGGGAUGAAACCAGGGAGCUUCUGUUUAGGUUGCAGCAUCCAUCUGAGUGGGAGGCCAGGGCCUGGGGUCUUCCUUUUGUAGGGGAAGGGAGGAGAAUGGACACGGUCCAUUUGGAAAGGAGGGUUUUCUAGGCUGGUAAUCUGGAUCUUGAGAGAGGAUGGGUUCUGCUGCAAGAGAACUACUCCCUGAAGCAAGAAGACAAUGAUGCCACUGUGCCUGCUAGCUUGUGCUUUGUACUUGUCCCCCUGCUCCCUGGCUGCCCUACUUCUUCAACUUGUGCUGCUGUUAAUGCCAGCCUGAGCAAAUAAAAUGGCCAUGAUGUCCAUCCUAA